CCGGUUCAACAUCACCAGCCGACCAGCACAACACAACCCACAACCCACACCCUCUUCAAAACCCACAAAUCAAAAACCCCCCCAAUUUCAACCGUAACCCAAAAUUGGAUGUGACGGAUCAGAAUCUCCACCCAAAAUUGAUGUGACGUUUUGUGGAGUAUUUGAUGGGCAUGGGCCCCACGGACAUCUUGUUGCGCGUAAAGUUCGUGACACGUUACCGGUGAAGUUGUUUUCUUAUCUUGAUUCCUAUGAAUCGAAGAAAAACCGGUCUGCUACUUGUAUUUGUGGCAAUGUGGAUUCUCGAUUAGAUGGAGGUGACGGUGAAGGAGAAAAACCGGAGUUAUUAUGGAGAGAAGCUUUUCUUAAAUCAUAUAAAGCCAUGGAUAAAGAGCUAAAAUCGCAUCCCAAUUUGGAUUGCUUUUGUAGUGGUAGCACCGCAGUGACCAUUGUUAAACAGAUACAAGAAUGGCACCAUGGAUGCUAGACUUGCUAGUGCUACCCUUGUUCUAUUCACUACUACUUUUACAAUAUAGCCCUUCAACUUUUGCUAAGUUUCAACCUAGGUACUUCCCUUCUUCAAUCACUCAUCCCAAAUCACAAUCUCUACAUACCAAUAACAAGCUUUACAAAACAAAAUACUUCACACAAAUUCUUGAUCACUUCAAUUACAAUCCUCAAAGUUAUCAAACUUUCCAACAACGAUAUUUGGUCAACGACACCUUCUGGGGUGGUCCCAAGAUCAAUGCUCCAAUCUUCGUAUACACGGGAAAUGAAGGCAAUAUUGAAUGGUUUGCUCAAAACACCGGCUUCAUGUAUGAUAUCGCGCCUGAGUUCAAAGCCCUUCUCGUGUUCAUAGAGCAUAGGUACUAUGGUAAAUCAAUACCAUAUGAGGGUAAUAAAAAGAAAGCAUACAAGAAUUCAAAGACUCUUGGAUACUUGAGUUCAACACAAGCAUUGGCUGAUUAUGCUACACUCAUAGUUGAUCUCAAGAACAAUUUGACAGCCAUAGAUUCUCCUGUUAUUGUCUUUGGAGGGUCCUAUGGUGGAAUGUUGGCAGCAUGGUUCAGGCUAAAGUACCCACAUGUAGCUAUUGGUGCAUUGUCUUCUUCUUCACCCAUCCUUCAAUUUGAGAAUAUUACAUCUCAAUAUAGCUUCAACAAUAUAAUUACACAAGACUUUAGGAGUGAGAGCGAGAAUUGUUACAAAGUAAUAAAAGGGUCGUGGAAAGAAAUCGAGGAGACGGCUAGAACGCGACGAGGACUCGAGUUACUUCGAAAAUCAUUUCAUAUAUGCAAGAAUUAUAUUAGUGGAGAUUAUCUUGAAGGAUGGCUUUCAACUGCAUUUAUUUAUACAGCAAUGACGGAUUAUCCAACACCAUCCAAUUUUCUUGCUCCAAUGCCGGCUUAUCCAAUCAAACAGAUGUGUAAGGCAAUUGACAGCCUUAAAUUAGGGAACAACACAUUUGCAAAGCUCUAUCAUGCGGCUAACAUCUACUACAACUAUACUGGGGACGUUUCCUGUUUUGAUUUUCUUGACGAUUCCGAUCCCCACGACCUUGGAGGAUGGCAAUGGCAGGCCUGUACAGAGAUGGUGAUGCCAACAUCUGGAAAUAACAAAGAAAGUAUAUUUCCGGCCUCAACAUAUAGCUUUGAGGGCCAUGCCCAAUACUGUGAAGAAGCUUAUAGUGUCAAAUCAAGGCCCACUUGGAUUACUACAGAAUUUGGUGGACAUGAUAUUACAAGAGUGUUAAAGCGUUUCGGUAGUAAUAUCAUAUUCUUCAAUGGCUUACGAGACCCUUGGAGUGGUGGCGGGGUGCUAAAGAGUAUAUCGAAAAGCAUUAUUGCUAUAGUUGAGAAAGAAGGGGCACAUCAUGUCGACCUACGAUUUUCAACAAAUGAAGAUCCGGAAUGGCUUCGAGAUGUAAGAAAUAGAGAGAUUAGUAUCAUGAAAAGCUGGAUAUCUGAAUACUACCAAAAUAUAGUGGAUUCUGAUGCACACUAGCAACAUCAACAACACAUGAAUUUAUUUUCUUUGCCAUGUGAGUUUUUUAUACGACAUUUUGACAUAAGAUUAUCUUUAUAAACGGUUUAAUGUCUUUAAUAAAUACUAAUACCACACUAAAUAUGUGACAAUGAGCAUAUUGUUAUAUUUAUAGUUGUGUUAUAGUU
This is a messenger RNA of Helianthus annuus (common sunflower), 2168 nucleotides long. Its product is annotated as lysosomal Pro-X carboxypeptidase. Gene Ontology annotation, biological process: proteolysis. Gene Ontology annotation, molecular function: dipeptidyl-peptidase activity; serine-type exopeptidase activity. The transcript is spliced from 11 exons. NCBI's taxonomy places the organism in Eukaryota, Viridiplantae, Streptophyta, Magnoliopsida, Asterales, Asteraceae. The record is from RefSeq and is a predicted model, not a curated record. The coding region runs from base 466 to 2001 and encodes 511 amino acids.